Messenger RNA from Zonotrichia albicollis (white-throated sparrow), 742 nucleotides. NCBI's taxonomy places the organism in Eukaryota, Metazoa, Chordata, Aves, Passeriformes, Passerellidae. The record is from RefSeq and is a predicted model, not a curated record.
AGCUUGAAUUCAAAACCCUUUUCAGAUAUCAGGGCUCAAGCUCCCAAAUUAACACCUUUAAAAUGCAUCCUCAUGUAUUCUUGCUACUAUUGAGUUCUGGGGUGUCCAGUUACUUUCUCCCUCAGAAGGAAAUGCCUCGUUGGUUGAACAAGGUUAAAUACCCACUGGUUGAUGAAAUGCUUUGUUUGCUGGAGGGUGAAAAUGCACGCAUAAAAGUGAACUUGUCCACACCGGUCUACGUAAAGAAACCAGACUGUGCACCUAAGAAUGCUGAAAUAUUUAUUCAUGGACUAAAAAAGCUUCACAAAUGGACAUGCAUGAAAAAAGUGGAGAAAGAUAUGGAAGAGCUAGAAAAAAAUUGCAGUAUUUUCAAGAAAUCUUCAUUCAACAAGAGCUGCUCAAAGAAGUCAAAUACUGAUUUCUCGGAAUUUAAAGCGAGUCUGGAAGAAUUCCUGAGAUGGAUCAAUCAGAAGCAGAACUGCAAGAAUGUUGGGAGAAGCAAGUUCAGUUUCUACCCGGUUAAUAGAAACCUGGAUGGUAAAUGCAGCUGCCAUGACCCCUGGAAAUCCCACCAAGCCUUGGGCUAGGGAAGAGCUGCCCAGGCACUGAGGGGCUGGCUGGGAAGGGGAGGGGGACAUAGGGCUGUUAUAAAGUAGAGUCUUUACUAAUCAAGGCAAAUAUUCUGAUGCUAAUUAAUGUUAAAUUUUGAUGACUAAUGCAAGGAGGCAAAUUAAAACUCUAC